GUGUGUGCUGAAGGGUUUCUGUUGGGGCGACACAGGAGGUGGAGAGACAUAGCUGAGAAGAAAGAGAGAGAGAGAGAGAGAGAGAGAGUAGCAGAGAUCUUAGAUAAGUCUGAUUAGGUCAAGACUUAAUCUCAGUGUGGGAACUAUUUCUGCAAUAUGGGACUUUUGAUCAGGUACACCUUUCUGACUUUCUUUACUUAUUUUUCGUACAACGUAGACAUCUGGAACAGCAUGCAGUAGCUCUGUGGUGGCCUUAUAUUUCUGGCUUUUGUGUCUUCAUUGUGACCUUAUUGGUGUUUUAAAUGUUACAGCUUGUGACUGCGGUAAAAUAAAGUGCAAGACGACCAAGAUGAUGAAGUCAGUGCUCUACAAUUAAAUCUACGUGGUUGUGUGAAGUCACACUGAUAUAAUCGGUCCGUUAUCACUUAUGUAGCAGAUUUUACAUUUUAAUUUGAGUCUUCUUGGUUCUCUUUAGAAACUGCCCUCACGUGUUUCACUGUUGAUGAAGUGAUGCAAGCCUCCAGGCAGCCGGUGUUGGUUUUAUCAUGAAACUGACUGAUGAAGGUCAAGCUGUUCUGUUGUGCUUCCUCCUCAGAAGGUUGCAAUUCAAUUUAAGGACUUGUGAGGCCGAAAGGGUCGAUGGCUUCAGGGACAGAUGGAGGAGACCUUAAUUCAAUCAGCCCUGUGUUAUUUGUGUGAUUAAAUCCACCAGUGUGGGUGUGUUUCCUUUCACCCUCCUAACAUGUGGAUCUUGCGUCAAUAACGUUAGACUGAUACCUGGCUGUUUGUUGUCACGCCACAGAGGAGAUGUGCUGCGUGUUUCUUUUCUUUCUUUUCUUCUCAUGGCUGGUAUGGAUGCUCAGACUCACAGGUAGACGGGAGUCAGAUGCGUCACUUCAUGCCUCAUUCUCUUAAGAAUGUAGGGAUCAUGUAACUGCAGCCAAACGGUUUGAUCUCUGUAAUGUAAUUGGGGGAAAUUAUAUCAAAACCCGUCAUUCGGUUUGCAACUGUAGCGGAUGCCGCUCAUAAAAUAAACAUUUAAAUGUGUUCAGGGUUCAAAUAAACGUCUGAUAUUCUGUUUUCCUCUGUGUGUUUGUGUGUGUGCGCUCGCUCCAUUGGCCGGCUGUGCUUCUCUGCUGGAUCCAUGCUGCUCUACUAAUGGUUGACGUGUCAUCAUGACAACAGAAGCGGGCUCUGAGACCGAGGUGAAGGAGAAAGCCGAGGAGUCGGCCGCUCAGCCGGACCAAUCGGAGAAGUCCACGGAAGAGACCCAGGAAGUAGCCAACGCUGAGGGAGAGGAGAAAGAGAAGGAGGGCAAAGGAAUCGCUCGCUACCUGCCAACAUGGCUUAAGAAGCAGAAGUCUCAGAGCCAGACCUCCCCGACCAAGGAGGUGCCCCCCACAGAGGACGCCGUUAGCAAGGAGACACAGAAAGAGGACCAGUCUGCCCCGGAAGUGAACGGCCACGCAGAGGAAGUGGAAGAGAAGGAGGUGGUAAAGUCGGAGCUACUGAAGGAAAAAGAAGCAGAAUCUCACUCCACCGCCAGCGCAGACACUGAGCCUGCCAAGGGGGAGAAGGUGGAAGAGAGUGCUGAGAAAAGUCCAGAGGAGACGCCGGUGACAGCAGAGGGAGACGGAGCAGAGGAGCAGCAGAAGGAGCAGGAAGGGGAGGCGGGAGGUGAAAAGGUGGGAGGAGGAGAAGGAGGCCAGACUUCUAUUUUCCAGUCUCCUCUUCGCCUGGUGAGGAAGACCAAGAUGAAGAUGAUGGUGUGCCACGUGACCCUCCUGGACGGGACCGACUUCGACUGCGAGGUGGAGAAACGUGCCAAGGGCCAGUUCCUGUUCUUUAAGGUGUGUGAGCACCUCAACCUAAUGGAGAAAGACUACUUUGGACUCUCAUACACGGACAGCCAUGAACAGAAGUGUUGGUUGGAUCCCACUAAGGAAAUCAAGAGACAGAUACGCAAUAACAACGGGCAGUUUGUGUUCAACGUCAAGUUCUAUCCUCCUGAUCCCUCACUGCUCACUGAAGACAUUACCCGGUACCUGUUGUGUCUGCAGCUCCGUGAAGACGUGGCUUCUGGACGACUGCCUUGCUCGUUUGUCACUCACGCUCUGCUGGGGUCGUACACGUUGCAGGCAGAAUUUGGUGACCAUGAACCCGAGCAGCCUCGGCCUCUGGACAACGUCGGUCAGCUGACCUUUGCGCCCAAUCAGAACAAAGAGAUGGAGGAGAAGGUUCUCGAACUCCACAAGUCUCACAGGGGAAUGACACCAGCACAGGCCGACGUCCAGUUUCUAGAAAAUGCCAAGAAACUGUCCAUGUAUGGGGUGGACUUGCACCAUGCAAAGGACUCUGAGGGCGUGGACAUCAUGCUAGGUGUGUGCGCCAACGGGCUCCUGGUUUACAAAGACAGGCUCCGGAUAAACCGCUUUGCUUGGCCCAAAAUCCUCAAGAUUUCGUACAAGAGGAAUAACUUCUACAUUAAGAUCAGACCAGGAGAGACGGAGCAGUUCGAGAGCACGGUGGGAUUCAAACUCCAGAACCAUCGGUCUGCCAAGAGGCUGUGGAAAGUCUGUGUGGAGAAUCACAGUUUCUUUAGGUUAACGGUACCAGAACAACCCACCAAGGCCCGCUUCUUGACUCUGGGCUCCAAGUUCCGUUACAGCGGGCGAACCCAGGCCCAGACCCGCACGGCCAGCUCCCUCAUAGACCGACCGGCACCCAACUUUGAACGCACCUCAUCCAAACGUAUCAGCCGCAGUCUGGAUGGAGCACCAAGGAUCAGCAUAACUGAAGCUACAUCUGAGAACGGCCGCGAGCCACAUCUGGAGCUCCACUCUGACUCUAAGGUUAAGGAGGUGGACUUGAGCCCUGGUGAUGCGGAAGCCACGCCCACCCAGCAGUCACUGGGAGCCAGUGAGCUCGCCCUCUCUCAGGACCACGAUAAGACCCAAGAAGACGUUCUGAAACACCAAGCUAGCAUUAGCCAGCUAAAACGCUCCUUUAUGGAGGCGCCGCCUCCCUCUCCUCCGCAGCCCAACCAGUGGGAGAAUCGCCUCACCUCCUCUCCCGCAACGAUACGUAUUCAACAGCAACAGCAAGUGAGCCUUGAAGAGGAGAUAGCUUCUGUGCUUCUCAGUAGACACUCUGGCUUUUGUUCAGCUCCAUCCGCCUGCAGUGUCGCUGAGCCGACUCUAGAUGGCGAUAUAACCACAUCUACUGCUUCACAUCUCACUGCUGUCUGCAGCGCCGCUGCUCCACUCUCUGCCACUGAGGAGAGCGAGCCCGAAGCGGAAGCAGCUGCUGCCGAUAACGCGAUCUCUGAUACCAAAGAACCGGCGAAGACAACCGAAGUUGAAAUCGAAGAAACCGUUGUCGUCCAAGAGGUUUCCGUAGCACCCAAACCCGGACUUGUCACGGUUACGACCAGCUCCCCUGCUGGCCCACCUGCAGAGCAGGAAACACUAGAGCAGGAAGUGACAGUUGAAGUGGAAGUAGUGGUAGUGGAGGAAGCGAAAGCAGCAAAGCAGGAGAGCAUUUCCUCUGAGAGCGAGAGCGAAGAAGAAGCCGAGUACCAUCCAAACGUCUCCAUCUGCCAUACACAAAUACCAGAAGAGGAGGAAGAGCAGCAGCAGCAGCAGCAGCAGCAGCAGCAGCAGCAGGAGGAAGAGGAGGAUAAGACAGCGGAGCAGGACGUGUCGGCUCCAGACGCUCCUUCCCUUCCAGCUGAAGUCGGUCAACCUGUAGAGGCGACCAGUCGAGAGGAAGAGGAGUCCAGGAACAAGGACGCAGAGGAGGAGAAGAAUGCCGAGGAGGAGAGGGAGACGAAGGAGAGCGCCGAUGAUCCAGAGAUGACACCAGACGAAGCCCUGAACGGUCACACCCUGCCGGAGGAGAGCGUGACCGCAGAGGAAGAGCCCAAAAUGAACGGAGAAGUCUUUCUGGCCGAAGCAGAACACCGGCCACAGGUUAUUUGUUGCUCUGAGCCACCUGUGGUAAAGACAGAAAUGGUGACUAUAUCAGACACGUUUGCGGCCCAGAAAACUGAGAUAGCUACAAAGGAAGUGCCCAUCGUACACACGGAAACCAAGACCAUCACAUACGAAGCCGCACAGCUGGAUGGUAAUGGCGAUGGCGAGCCUGGAGUGUUGAUGACUGCUCAGACAAUCACCUCUGAAUCUCUGUGUACCACCACAACCACACACAUUACCAAGACGUUAAAGGGCGGCCUAUCGGAGACGAGGAUCGAGAAGCGCAUCGUCAUUACUGGUGACUGUGACAUCGACCACGACCAGGCACUGGCCCAGGCCAUUAAGGAGGCCAAAGAGCAACAUCCUGACAUGUCUGUUACCAGAGUGGUGGUUCAUAAAGAAACCGAACUGGCUGAGGAGGAGGAUUGACUGAACUCAGAGUUGAAGGGCCCAUCAAGACAGUUCUCUCUGACGCUGAACGACCUCAUCAACCUACGACAACCAACCUUGACUGACUGAAGAGGAGGAGGAGGAGGAAGAGGAAGAGGGGUAGACAAAUGGGAGAGAAGUUGCCAAUCUCUUCCCAGUCGGUCUUUCUUACAUGUCUGUGGUGCGUCUAAACACCUUCACUCCAAAAACCAAGAAAAACAAAAAAAUAAAAUAACAUCCCCUCUCUCUCCGAGGGAACAAAAAAGAACCACUUCGUUAGCUUAAUAUUUCUAGCGUGUUUCUAUUUUUUAAUUUCUUUUCUUCUUUUAACUGUUUUACAAGUUGAGAUGUAGUGUGUCCGUCGUGUUCAAAGUGUAAAGCUGCAGGAAUGCACCGAUGACCAAUCCUGAUGGGAUAUCAGACUUUGUCUCUAUCAGAGAUUGUUGUAUCAUUGUACGGAUUAUUUCCCAGUAACAGUGACUUCAAUAACUCAUUCACUCAAAAGUCGAAGCAAAUUUAACUUCUGUUCAUCUAUAAAAAGAUGGCGAUCUGAAAUAGAGAAAGCUUUAUAAUAGUCAUUAUUUGGUCAGAAUGUGAUUGUACUCGUUUGUUCCGUAUCAGCAAAGUGGUAUUGGUACAUUCCUAAAAAAAAAAAAAAAAAAGUUAAAUUACAGCUCCCUCCCUCCCUCACUUCACUAUGUUGUAAAUGGAGAGUAACAUAAUAUAACACGGUGUUUUUAAACUUGUUAAAGUAACAAUUAGGACUUCAGGAAACACAAAGACACAACCUGAUUUUUUUUUUUUACUUUUUCAAAGUGUAACUUAAUCAAUUAGAAGCUCAAUGGGAGAACACUAUCACACUUUAUUACUAACAAUUACAGGAGACGGGGAGCUGUAACUUAAAAUAUUGCAGUAAAAACCAAUCAACCAGUUUUUUGAAUUUUUGUGAUUCUGUCUUGUUUUCAGUUUUUUUUUUUUUUCUGUAAGUUUAGUUCUCAUUCAUCCACAUUCCGUGUGCGUUGACCAGCAGCUUAGUGAGUUCAUUUUCAGUUCAGUUCACUUUUUACUCCACUCUAAGAAGAGAAGACAUUUUACCAUUUACAGUAGGGAAUGCACAUUGACAUUUAUUAAGCUCGAGAAGCCAAAAGAUGCAGGCGGAAUUAAUCCCUUGUGAUGUAUUUGUGAGUUUUACUGUAUUUUAGAGUUAAUUUUUACUAAAUGGACUGAAAAUGAACUGACUUUAGAGCUGGUGUGUACAACUGUCUGUACAGUGAAAAUAAAGGUUAUUAGAUGGGAGCAGUAACGCAGCUUUUUCAGUAGCUAAACGCUCUCCCUGGGCCCGCCCACAUUGCGACACUAGCCAUUCCCAUUGGGCCCCAGGGGAGCGAGGGAGCAGUACACUGACUUGUGAUUGGGAGAGAGGACCAGUAAGUUGAAGCAUAACUGGGAGAUAGAGGCUUAGAUGCAUGUUGCAUGUUACGCUCUGACGAGGGCAAAAUUCACUCGAGUUAUUUUGCAUCCUGAAGCGAGUUAAAGCCGUUUUGAUAUUUUUCACACAAUCUGCAAUUCAAGCACAGGUACCAAAAUGAGGACAUAGAGUGGGAACAGCAGUUCUGUCCAAAAUUCAGAAUAAUGGGAUUUCUUCCAGUUUGCUAACUCUGCAUCGGAGCCCGUCUGUCGUCAUAGUUCAGCACUUAAUGUCACUCCCAGUUUCCUUACAUACCAGACUAGAUAAUGGCAACGAACCCCUUCUAGAUACAAUGACACCUGGGAGUAAAUUCAGCAUGUCGUCACACAUGUUUUUAUCUUGAGCGAGUCUGGAUAGGAGGCUACUGUGUUGAUUUGGUUUGAGAGUGUGUAGAUAACAGAUUAUCUCGGCUCAUACAGUACGUCGACAUGAGAUUAUCUUGGCCCUGACGCCGGCUGUGAUGUAACUGUUUUCACCGCAAACCAAAUAUUCUUCAGCAUUAAAGUGGUUUUAUGUUUUUGGCCCGUUUUCAAAAAUGACAUUCGGUUGUAUUUUCUACAUUAUUUGAACACACACAAAGCAUAACGCUCUGAAUCUGCCGGUGCACUACGAACAGACACGGUCACAACAUCACAGUGAAACGCAGCUUAAAGGGAAGUGGAUCCGAGGGGUUUGAAGUGCUCUCUCGAAACCCCCUAAAAGGAAUCGCGUGAUGUUUUAUUCAUUUUCGGCGUCCUUUUUACCCAAAUGUUCCACAAAAAUGUGACUUUGUGUAAAUAUCGGUGGCAUUAAAUGAGUUAGAACGAGGUGCUCGGAAAAAAAAACACAUUUUCCUGAAAUUGAAACUGCUUGUAAGCAAAGAAGUGCCCACAGAUUGACACGAGAACAUUCCACCUGCACCUGCCUAGAUUUGCCUCAACCCUCCAGUCACACUGGACAUGGAGGCAUUCGUCCCUCUUGAAUGAGGAAAUACUAACGCACAUUCUCCACAUUUUGAAAUAGCAUGUACCUCGUAUUUCAGCCCCAGUUUAAGGCUUUCUCUCUGGACUGGACCGGUAAUGACAGUCCAGGCUUUCUGUUGGGGAACACUGGUCUGACCUCUACUAUGCAGUGAAAUCACAUUCCAGAUGAGGGGGCAGCUUUAACCUCUAACCCUCUUGUAAAGAGACAAAGCAGCAAAAAAAAAAACAUUCAAAAACAAACCGUGCAACAUGAGGCAGCUUUGGAAGCUUUUGCUGUUCCAAAAAAAAAAAAAAAAAAAACUUUAAAAAUAGCAUCAGUUAUAUCACAACUAUAUUUGUAGACUUUCUGAUAAUUCGUUGUCUUUUCUCUGUGAUCUAGUUGCGGUAAGGUGGGAUGUAUUGUGCGCCCGCUUGGAUGUUUUAUUUUUGGACUUUAAAGGAACACCACUUCAAAUAUAAAUGUUGUCCACCAUUUCAUUUUUUUUGUUUUUGUACUGUUAGCUCCAGGUUUGACCUGUUUUGGGGGUCCGGGCUCUGUUUUAACCAAUCUCAGGAGCUUUGUGAGCGGCAAGGGGUUGGCUUUCCAAAAUGUAGAAUUUGAUAUGAAAGUCAUUUUUAUUUAGACAAAAAAAGACAGCGCGGACAGAUGAUGAUGAUUCUACGCCAGCUGAUUUAUAAACUGUCAGGAUCUCAGCGUGGUAACAUGUUUGGGGUCAGUGUUGCGUGUAAAAUAACACAAUGAAUUGCUAUCAGAUGGGAUCUAAUUAAUAACACUUCUUUCCGUAUGAUGUUUUAAAAGGCGAAUGAUAAUUGGACUACCUUCUUCUUUACAGUUACAUCUCAGGCGUUGUGCCACGGAUGAAGCAGUGUCAGUUGAUACCAGCAUCAUUUUGUAUUUCAGUGAGUUAAAACUCCCAGAAAAAACAACUUUGUACAUAAACACGUUUUGGAAAACCAACCACAGCUGCCUCACCGUUUCCUCUUUAGCCAGCCGAUGAUCACCGGUAGGGUUUGUCUAUCUAGCAGCUUGAUUGUCUUGUGUCUCCCCACCCACAGCCACUCCUCCCCUGUGUAACACUGUUUAAAUAAAGGAUUGUUAUACUCUGAAA
Messenger RNA from Anarrhichthys ocellatus (wolf-eel), 7942 nucleotides. RefSeq names its product erythrocyte membrane protein band 4.1 like 2 (gene epb41l2). NCBI's taxonomy places the organism in Eukaryota, Metazoa, Chordata, Actinopteri, Perciformes, Anarhichadidae. Gene Ontology annotation, biological process: actomyosin structure organization; cortical actin cytoskeleton organization. Gene Ontology annotation, molecular function: structural molecule activity; actin binding. The transcript has 25 exons. Gene Ontology annotation, cellular component: plasma membrane; cytoskeleton. The record is from RefSeq and is a predicted model, not a curated record. The coding region runs from base 1176 to 4403 and encodes 1075 amino acids.